Messenger RNA from Quercus robur (English oak), 1579 nucleotides. RefSeq lists its product as uncharacterized. The record is from RefSeq and is a predicted model, not a curated record. Gene Ontology annotation, molecular function: hydrolase activity, acting on ester bonds. The transcript is spliced from 5 exons. Gene Ontology annotation, biological process: GPI anchor biosynthetic process. Lineage: Eukaryota; Viridiplantae; Streptophyta; Magnoliopsida; Fagales; Fagaceae. The coding region runs from base 307 to 1347 and encodes 346 amino acids. Gene Ontology annotation, cellular component: endoplasmic reticulum membrane.
UACAAAAUCAACAACCAACCCACACCACCACUACUACCAUUCACUCUCUACCAAAACAAACACCCCAUACUAUUAACUUCUCAACUCGCUCCCUCCAACCCCAACUCACUCACUCAUUCAUUCACUCCCUCCAACUCGCUUCCAAAUCCGAAACCCUCUGUCUCUGAUUCCAUGGAGCUCAACAACUCACACUCUCAUUGCAACCCUCAUCACACUCCGUUGAUUCUCUAGAAAAAUCUCCACCGAAGAAGAAAAAAAAAAAAACCUUUUUCUCUGUUGACUUUUUCCCAUUUUUCGACGAAUCGGAUGGCUCGGCUUCAUUGGACUCUGUUCCCCUCCUCCUCACUCCUCCUCCUCCUCUGUCUCCUUCCUCUUCUCCACGCUAGCACCGGUGACUCUGAUCCGAUUUACAGGGCUUGCGUGGAACAGUGUGAGAAAACUGGAUGUGUGGGGAAAAAUUGCUUCCAACAUUGUAAAUUCUCAUCUGAUGGAAAAUCUAUUGAUGGUCCAUGGUAUCUGCAAGAACCACUUUAUCUGAGGUGGAAACAAUGGGACUGCCGCAGCGACUGUAGAUACAACUGCAUGCUAGCUAGGGAGGAAGAGAGAGAACAACUCGGUCAUAAGCCUAUCAAAUAUCACGGGAAAUGGCCAUUUCGGCGUGUUUAUGGGAUCCAGGAACCUGUUGCUGUUGCCCUGUCUGCCCUCAAUCUUUCUAUGCAAUUUCAUGGUUGGCUAUCCUUUUUCAUCCUCUUAUACUACAAGUUGCCUUUGAGGUCUGAUAAGAGGACAUAUUAUGAGUAUACUGGCUUGUGGCAUAUCUAUGGGAUUUUAUCAAUGAAUUCCUGGUUCUGGAGUGCUGUUUUUCACAGUCGAGAUGUGGAGUUGACAGAGAAGCUGGAUUAUUCAUCUGCUGUGGCCCUACUUGGGUUCAGCCUCAUUCUAUCAAUACUCCGAGCUUUUAAUGUGAGAGAUGAGGCUGCAAGAGUCAUGGUUGCUGCUCCACUGAUUGCAUUUGUGACAACACAUAUCUUGUAUCUGAACUUCUAUAAACUUGAUUACGGUUUGAAUAUGAAAGUGUGUGUGGCCAUGGGUGUGGUUAAGCUCCUUGUAUGGGCAAUCUGGGCUGGUAUCACUCGCCAUCCGUCCCGCUGGAAGUUAUGGUUUGUGGUUGUAGGGGGAGGCCUUGCUAUGCUGUUGGAGAUAUAUGACUUCCCACCCUACCAAGGAUUUGUUGAUGCUCAUGCUCUUUGGCAUGCAACCACCAUCCCUCUAUCAUAUUUGUGGUGGAGUUUUAUCAGGGAUGAUGCGGAGUUCAGGACAUUGAUUCUCCUCAAGAAGAUAAAAUAGUGAAUAUAAAUCUAAUGCUUGAGCGUUUCAGAUGGUCAAUUGCAUCAAUACAUGACAUGCUCACUCCUGUAAUUACAUCGAAACAUGUUCACUUUUUCCUACCGGGUAUGCAUUUCUUUGAAAUUGCUUACCAUGAUAGGUCUCCUUGUCUUGCACUUUGUUUUGUAACAUUCAAAUUGUUUCCAUAUAUUAAGUGGGAUACUUUUCUGUAUUGGAAUCCAAAUUUCCUCUU